Oryzias latipes (Japanese medaka) is the source of this 2185-nucleotide messenger RNA. The record is from RefSeq and is a predicted model, not a curated record. Lineage: Eukaryota; Metazoa; Chordata; Actinopteri; Beloniformes; Adrianichthyidae.
AUGGAACAGGAGCUGGAGAGGCUCAGAGCAGAAAGGACGUUGCGCUGCUCUCACUGCUGUGUCUUUGGGAGCUCUCAGAAAGUUGGAUCCUGCUGCAAAUCCCCCUGUCUUGUUACUGAGCAGAAGCACGUCGCCUUUGUGCUGGCAGGUGUGUCACAAGAAACUGGGGCAUGUUCAGGACUAAAGGCUCUGACCAGCAUUGACGUGGUGAGGGGGGCACAGGUGGAGCUGAAGGCCUCAUCUAACAGCAACAUCGAACAAAGCGGCAGCACUGUCAUCUGGAACUUUAUAUCUGACAGUAUUGUAUUGGUCAUCUCUUACAACAAAGGCUCCACAGUUUAUGGCAGCCAGUUCAAGGGCCGCGUUGGUUUUGUUAACCAGAUGCCUUCACAGGACGUGUCAUUGAUGAUCAACAAAACCCUGGAGUCUGACUCGGGACGCUACGCCUGCCAGGUCAUAACGUCUGGGACAGUCCCUUUCGUCACUGAAUUCAGUCUAAAUGUGAAGGUUCCCCCGUCUCCUCCUAACUGCUCCGUGAUAGGGACACCUACCCUGAGAGGAAAUGUGACUCUGAGCUGCAUGUCCAGUGAGGGGAAACCAGCCCCUUUGUACCACUGGAAGAAAACCAAACCCAAAACUGAGAUCUUCUUCCCACCCAUGCAAAACUCUGAGGCGGGUACUCUGAAGCUGACUAACCUUAGCAGCAACAUGACCGGACUCUACGUCUGCACGGCCAACAAUACAGUCGGAUCAGCAAACUGCUCCAUUAACCUGGAGAUCAUCAGUACCAAUAAAGUGGGAAUGAUUGUUGGAGCGACGGUGGGCUCAGUGCUAGGCUUCAUCUUCCUCAUCUUCAUCCUGAUUGGUUUCCUGGUUGUUUUCAAGAAGCGGAGCUACGUUGAAGACGACAUGGCCAAUGAAAUCAAGGAGGACGCUCAGGCUCCAAAGCGUGUAUCCUGGGCAAAGAGUGGCAUGGGCUCUGAUGUUAUAUCCAAGAAUGGUACUCUCUCCUCCAUCGCCUCCAGCCCGCACCACAGAGGAUACUCUCGCCACCAUGACAGCCAUCACCAGCAGCCUAGGCAUCCAGCAUCAGACACUGCCUCCAUCAUCACUGCCACGGGCAGCACAGGUGGCUACAGACCACCUCGCCACCAGGGGGCCUCUACUCCCACCCACUACAACUACAACAACAGCUCCACCCUGCAGCGUGGCCCGCCCACCUCCACCGAGCCCGUCACCAACGGCAGCUCUGUGCCUGUGCAGGAGCGCUACAGUCAGCUGCCCCAGGCCCAGAUGCUGCAGCAGACCUAUGGCCACCCUCAGACGCAGGCUGUUCCCUCACCACCACCACUGCCCACCUCCACCAUCACUGCCUCCCACAUCAGCCGCAUGGGAGGGGUGCCCAUUAUGGUGCCUGCUCAAAACCAAGCAGGUUCACUAGUCUAACUGCAGCUUGGUGAGCUCAAGGCUCCUCAUCUGGAUUUUCCUGAGGAAAACAUUUGGUUUGGUCAAUCAUUGACAUAACAGAGCAUACAACUAAAAGGCUGCCUAUAUUUCUGUUUGAUUCAAGAAUAUAAUGUUUACCUUCUUUAGAUUUGCUACAUUCUUCUCCACACUCUUCUUUAUUUUAUAUAGACUUGUGUAUUUUUCCAAUAACCUUUGUUCCACACUAUAAAUGAUCUUUUUCAUUUUUUUCUUAUUAUGGUGAUAAACAUCCUAUUUUCGGACACUUUUUCAUUCAAACUGUUGCUUUAUUUUUGAAAACGUUUGUGCAGUGCAUCUGUGUAUUUGUGACGGCAAACAAAGCAAAUCGUUCUCGUCUGCAGUCCAAUGGCAGUUUCUCCUCACUCUGCUUCACAAUAUUUCUGUGAAGAAACUAAAUGAAGAAGCUAAGAUUAUCAGUGCAACAGCAGGGUCUGAAGUAGAAUGCAGACUUUACCAUAGCAGAUGUCUAACAGGAACAAAAAGAUAAUGCAGGGCUUACUUCUGAUUGUUUUUGGUACCUCAAACGUUCUAAUUCUUACUCAGUAUUUAUUUAUGAAGUACAUUUUAUAUGAGAAAUAGCACAAAAUGCCUCACAUGGCAAGAAAACCAUCUUAAUUAUUUGAACACCUUUACUCACCCAACACCAGAUAAACAGCCAGCUGUGACUUUAGAAAAACAAUUUGAUACAUUAAAAUCCAAA